Molecule: messenger RNA, 2038 nt
Organism: Lineus longissimus
Lineage: Eukaryota; Metazoa; Nemertea; Pilidiophora; Heteronemertea; Lineidae
Exons: 2
Coding region: 139-1497 (452 amino acids)
Source: RefSeq, a predicted model, not a curated record
GCUUCUAGGCCUGGUUGCUAAGUAGAGGGUCUUUAAAUUCAUUCUAUUCACAAGCCAUUGUGACAUGUACAUGUAUAGACAUUUGUAAACGGAUAUUUGUUUCAAGGAAAACCCGUAGAGGACUCAAACAGGUUCAAGAUGGCGACCGCCAGUGGACGCCGACUCGGCCUUGGAAGCGACAAAGAGGUUGCGGCCGUGACCUUUAACCUCAAAGAGCAGAGAUGCUUGGAGAAGACCAUGCAGACGUUGGAUUUGGAGGAAUCUUACGCCCGGAAGCUAUUAGAACUAGACCAGCGAAUCGUGAGAGUCAAUUACAAAAGGCUCAGAGAUCGCGUCCAAAAGAUCAAAUCGAACCUCAAACCAGCUGAGAUUGCUGAAAUUCGUACGUUGGAAGUAGACGGGAAAUUCAAACCUCAGAAUAGUGCGGUAAAUCUGAGUAGCGCUCUGAAGAUAGCGUCAGCCGCCAGGCGAUUGAAGCUCGGAGAGCGGCUUGAAAAGAAGGAUACGAGAGUGCGUAUCAGAACUGGUCCGUCAAUGACAACCGCAAAUUCAAGUCCGCCGCCACGCCUGCAGAAAGCCCACUCAUUAACUGGGGUGUUCAUUGAUGAACCGGAUGAACCGGACAGCAAGCCACGCGGGGCGUCGCUUGAAGCCGGUCUCAAUAAGAUUGGGCGGCACCCAAUCGCAAGGCCAGGCAGCGGGAAGAUGCGCGCACAAACUUCUCAUGGGUUCCGAGAAAACCAAAAAGACUCUCGCACGCCGCGAGCGCAAACGUCUCAAGGGUUUCGGGACGUGUGGUCGUCUCACUCUGAGAAAAAGAAGGAGCAGAGCGGGGUGGGUAGGCUGGAUAUGCAGCGGGCCUCCUGUGUGUCUAACGCUGUCUCGGAUUUCGGUGUAAAUCCUUUCGAGGAGAGACGGCAAUCGUUACUCGGUAUAGAGAACCUCAAAUCAAGGGGUUUGAGAACUCGAAAAGAUUCUUUUGUUCAGACAGUUGAUGAGUACAUUGAGGCGAAUCCUGUCCCCGAGGCGAUCAAAGAGGAGGAUGCAGAGGAGGUAAGACAGUCAACCAAGUUUAAAACAUUAGAAGACAGGAUCUUUGAAAAAAUGGAUAAGACCGAGGAGUCAAACGCACAAGUGAAACCAAGAGAUCGCCGGAUGUCGGACGCGUUACUCAAGAGACCUUCGCGCAGGGUGGCGCUCAUUGAGGGCAGAAAAACAACAGUGAGUGAAGAGAAAGUAGCCACCUAUUGGCGAGAUAUUACGCAAUGUCGCUACUUCUCCAUUCCGGAUAACCAGUUGAAUCUGACAGGCAUUAUCACAAUGAUUAAGGACCAAGAUAAACUUAACGAAAAUAUUAAUCGGCCAGUUUCGCCCAAACCCAAGUCAAUACUUCAGCAACUCAGUUCAGGAAGUCUUUCAGGGCUUAAGAAACGGCCUCUUUCGGCAGCGGUAUCAAACAGAUCAAACUCGAAACUGGUCACCUCAAAAGAAAUAUGAAAAGGGAUAGGCCUACGGUGAGUGUUUCGCGAUACUCGUGUCUGGUGACGUCAUGAGCGGACGAAUCAAAAUCAACGUCCACUGCACUUUGUUCAAAUAGGUUUUAUCGUUAACGCUUGCGUUAACUUAACGUGGCGGUAUCUCUUUCAGAUGCGUCCAUUGUAGACUUAACGCCAAGUGAGGUUAACGCCAACGUUGUUGGUGUUAAAUCUUUUUUUGAGCAACCGGGGCCGGAAGUGUAAAGCUAGUCAGUAUUCAUAGGGAUAUGGCGACAUCAACUUUGAAAGCGAAGAUCCAGUAUUCCUCCAGCGAUCUCAUUUAUCGUAUAAUCGUAGAUAUAAACAUUAUUGUGACUGAAAAAACUGACCGGCUCUGCCGUCAUGACUUUUAAAACAUUAAUCCGCAAAAAAUUGCAAAAUGCUUUAGGGCCUACUCUUUAAAAAAUCGCUGCUGCUAUAAACCAAAUAUUACUUUAUGCAUAAUAAUAUUAAUCUACUUAUCACAUAUAACACGAUAACAAUAAUAAACCAUUGAAAAGUCA